AUGUCCAUUAAAGUUCAGACUCAUGCCUUCGCCGGCAACCCUCUGCUCUCCAAAUUCCCACUUUCCGGCCACCCUCUUCCACCCUCUGCUGCUCUUGAAGCCCUCAACGCGCGAAUCGGUCUAGGAAACUCUCAUUCGUAUCCCUCCCUGAGCUUCAAGGUGCUACCUUUUAGAAAUGGGAGGCCCUUAGCUUCUUCCGAGGCCGGCUCCGGCGACUCGCCGCCGAUUUGGCAUCUGGGUUGGGUUGGCUUGGACGAUCUCAGGGGUAUCUUGGACAAUUCCGGUGUCCAGUUGAGUGUGGAUUCGUUGGUGUAUCUGAAUUCGAGUGCAGAGGACGACGCCGUUUAUUGGGCAAUAGAUGUUUCGGCUGAGGUAAUUGAAUUGCGUAGCAAAACGGGUUUGCGUUUUGUGGAGCUUCGAACGCUCAUGGUGGCUACCGACUGGUCGGAUUUGCAAGCAAUGGGAAACUUGGCUAUUGCCGGUCAUGCUAAAGCACUGCUAGAAUGGCAUAAUAUUUCACGAUUUUGUGGACAUUGUGGUGAGAAAACGGUCCCAAUGGAAGCUGGGAGACGGAAGCAAUGUUCAAAUGGUUCAUGCAAGAAGAGGAUAUACCCACGUGUUGAUCCGGUAGUCAUUAUGCUUGUAAUUGAUAGAGAGAAUGACCGAGCUCUUUUGGCAAAACGACCAAUGCGUCUACAACGAUUGUAUACUUGCUUAUCAGGCUUCACAGAGCCAGGAGAAAGCUUGGAGGAAGCUGUGAGAAGAGAAACAUGGGAAGAGACUCGUGUUGAAGUUGGAGAAGUUGUAUACCACAGUUCUCAGCCAUGGCCUGUUGGACCAAGUAGCAUUCCAUGCCAGCUGAUCGUUGGGUUCUUUGCAUAUGCAAAAUCCCUUGAAAUAACUGUGGACAAGGAAGAGUUAGAAGGUACAAUGACCUCCCUUUGGUACAGUAGAGAAGAUGUAAGAAAAGCAUUGACGUUUGCUAAAUACAAGGAAACCCAAAGAACUGCAGCAGAAAAGGUCGAGCAAAUAUGUAAGGGACUAGAAGAAAAUCGGAGCUUUGUUUCAGAUUUCAAUGUGGAAAGUGCUGAUAAAAAUGCUUCAAUAGUUUUCCCUGGACCCUUUGCAAUAGCCCAUCACCUUAUUUCUUCCUGGGCCUUCUCAGAUAAAAAUGUAGUAAAUGGCGUUGACUGCAAUUCAAAACAACCCAUCAGUUCUAUGACAAAUUCGUAG
This is a messenger RNA of Sphenostylis stenocarpa, 1233 nucleotides long. NCBI's taxonomy places the organism in Eukaryota, Viridiplantae, Streptophyta, Magnoliopsida, Fabales, Fabaceae. The record is from the annotation of a GenBank genome assembly.